This is a messenger RNA of Heteronotia binoei (common prickly gecko), 5968 nucleotides long. It is a transcript of the gene SHANK2, whose product is annotated as SH3 and multiple ankyrin repeat domains 2. Bases 142 to 5655 code for a protein of 1837 amino acids. Gene Ontology annotation, cellular component: postsynaptic density; dendritic spine; postsynaptic membrane. Gene Ontology annotation, molecular function: synaptic receptor adaptor activity; ionotropic glutamate receptor binding. The transcript is spliced from 23 exons. The record is from RefSeq and is a predicted model, not a curated record. Lineage: Eukaryota; Metazoa; Chordata; Lepidosauria; Squamata; Gekkonidae.
GUUUGCAGCUGGAAGUCACCGCUCCAGGGAAAGUUUGCCUUUCAUAAAUACCUUUCCUUUUCUGUGUGCUAGCUUGUAGAAACUGAUUAAGAUUGUCACCUUGGGACAUGGACCAGCUGAAUGUAUUAAGAGGUACUGAACAUGCCUCGUAGUCCAACCUCCAGUGAAGAUGAUAUGGCUCAGAGUUUUUCAGAUUAUUCAGUGGAAUCUGAAUCAGACAGCUCCAAAGAAGAAACUAUUUAUGAUACUAUCAGGGCUACAGCAGAGAAACCAAGCAACAGGAUGGAAGACAUCCAGAGUAACACAUUAGUGAUAAGAAUAAUAAUUCCUGAUUUACAGCAAACGAAAUGUAUUAGAUUUAAUCCUGAAGCUUCAGUGUGGGUAGCAAAGCAGCGAAUUCUCUGCACACUGAAUCAGAGUUUGAAAGAUGUCCUUAAUUAUGGACUAUUCCAGCCUGCAAACAAUGGGAGAGAUGGGAAGUUUUUGGAUGAGGAGCGACUUCUUAUGGAAUAUCCACAGCCAGUAAAUAAGGGAGUUCCAUCCUUAGAGUUUAGGUACAAGAAAAGAGUAUAUAGGCCAUUUAAUCUUGAUGAAAAGCAGCUAGCCAAGCUACAUACCAAGGCUAAUCUGAGAAAAUUUAUGGACCAUGUUCACCACCUCUCUAUUGAAAAAAUAACAAAGAUGCUGGACCGAGGACUUGAUCCUAACUAUCAUGACUUAGAAAGUGGAGAAACCCCACUGACUUUGGCAGCUCAGCUUAGCAAUGCUGUUGAAGUGAUCAAAGCUCUAAAAAAUGGAGGAGCUCAUUUAGAUUACAGAGCCAAAGAUGGCAUGACAGCAUUACACAAGGCAGCCAGAGCCAAAAACCAAGUAACUCUGAAGACUUUGUUGGAACUUGGAGCAUCUCCAAACUACAAAGACAGCUGUGGUCUGACCCCAUUGUAUCACACUGCUGUGGUUGGAGGAGAUCCUUAUUGUUGCGAGUUGUUACUUCAUGAACAUGCUAUUGUUGGAUGCAAAGAUGAAAAUGGUUGGCAAGAGAUUCACCAGGCAUGCCGAUAUGGCCACGUCCAGCAUUUAGAACAUUUUCUGUUUUAUGGAGCAGAUAUGGGAGCACAAAAUGCCUCUGGAAAUACAGCAUUACAUAUAUGUGCACUUUAUAAUCAGGACAGCUGUGCAAGAGUUUUGCUGUUGCGAGGGGCCAACAAGGAAUUAAAGAACUAUAACAGUCAAUCUCCUUUUCAGGUGGCAAUAAUUGCUGGAAAUUUUGAACUUGCUGAAUUUAUCAAGAACCACAAGGAAAGUGAUAUUGUGCCAUUUAGAGAGACUCCUGCCUAUUCAAAUAGAAGACGGAGGCCCCAGAGCACCUUGACAGCACCUCGUGUCUUGCUAAGAUCCAAUAGCGAUAACAAUCUCAACAUCAACAUUCCUGACUGGUCAGCUUCCUCUUUAGCUUCUUCACACCGUAGCCUUUCACCUCAGCUACUCCAACAGAUGCAGAAUAAUCCCAAUGGAACUGUGAAAACUGUUGGGAGCUAUACUUCAUCCUCUCGAAGCCGCUCACCAUCAUUAAACAGACUAGGAGAGGAUGCAAAGAGGCAGCAACAUCGGCACACCAGUGCCAGUUACAACCCCAGUGCCAACAAGGAUACUGUAUCUGCCUUGGAUUAUCAGGGUCCAAAACGCAAACUUUACAGUGCUGUACCUGGAAGACUAUUUAUUGUCGUGAAGCCAUAUCAACCUCAAGGAGAAGGGGAGAUUCAUUUGCACAAAGGGGACAGGGUAAAAGUUUUGAGCAUUGGUGAAGGUGGAUUCUGGGAAGGCAGCACCAGAGGUCAUAUUGGGUGGUUUCCUGCAGAAUGUGUUGAAGAAGUGCAGUGUAAACCAAAUGAAAGCAAGCCAGAAACUCGAGCAGAUAGAACAAAGAAAUUGUUUAGACACUAUACUGUUGGAUCAUAUGACAGCCUUGAUGCUUCAAGUGACUGCAUUAUAGAAGAAAAAGCAGUGGUCCUGCAGAAGAAAGACAAUGAAGGAUUUGGGUUUGUGCUCAGAGGGGCCAAAGCCGAUACGCCAAUUGAAGAAUUCACCCCAACUCCAGCCUUUCCUGCUUUGCAGUAUCUGGAAUCAGUGGAUGAAGGAGGGGUAGCAUGGCAAGCUGGCUUGAGAACCGGAGACUUUUUGAUUGAGGUUAAUAAUGAAAAUGUAGUGAAAGUUGGACACAGACAGGUAGUGAACAUGAUUCGGCAAGGAGGCAAUCACUUAGUUCUUAAAGUUGUCACAGUGACCAGAAAUCUUGAUCCAGAUGAUACAGCCAGAAAGAAAGCCCCGCCACCUCCAAAACGGGCUCCAACCACUGCACUGACCUUGCGAUCUAAGUCAAUGACCUCAGAGCUUGAAGAGCUUGCUUCAGUACGGAAGAAGAAGGAUAAAGUGGAUGAAAUAGUACCAGUUUCCAAGCCAUCCAGAAUUCCAGACAAUGCAGCUAUGGAUUCAAGAGUGGCAACCAUUAAACAGCGACCUUCUAGUAGAUGCUUUCCCUCUGCUACAGAUAUGAAUUCAAUAUAUGAAAGACAAGGAAUUGCUGUGAUGCCACCAACAGUACCUGGGAGCCUCCAAGGCCCAUUUCUGGGUGUUCCUCGAGGUACAGUGAGAAGACAAAAAUCAAUAGGUAUAACAGAGGAAGAACGGCAAUUUUUGGCUCCUCCCAUGCUAAAAUUUACUAGAAGUCUAUCCAUGCCAGACACCUCUGAAGAUAUCCCUCCACCACCACAGUCUUUGCCACCAUCACCACCACCUCCUUCUCCCUCACUUUAUAACUCCCCCAAAUCUCCAAUGUCUAGAAUCUAUGGAACAAUAAAGCCUGCAUUUAAUCAGAAUUCAGGUUCAAAGAUAGCAGUUUUGGGUAGAUCUGAAAAUUUGGGAACAGUGAUAAGGGACAAAGGGAUAUAUUACCGAAGAGAGCUGGACCGUUAUUCUCUAGAUUCUGAGGACUUAUACAGCAGAAAUGCUGCAACUCAGGCAAGUUUCAGAAACAAGAGAGGUCAGAUGCCAGAAAACCCAUACUCUGAAGUUGGAAAAAUAGCAAGCAAAGCAAUGUAUGUCCCAGCCAAACCAGCAAGACGGAAGGGAAUGCUAGUAAAACAAUCUAAUGUUGAGGAUAGUCCAGAAAAAACUUGUUCUAUUCCAAUUCCAACCAUAAUUGUUAAAGAGCCAUCUACCAGUAGUAGUGGAAAAAGUAGCCAAGGAAGCAGCAUGGAAAUUGACCCACAGUCUUCAGAACAACCAGGACAGCUCAGACCUGAAGAUAACUUGACUAUCAGUAGUCCAUUUGCAGCUGCUAUUGCUGGGGCAGUAAGAGACAGGGAGAAGAGAUUAGAAGCCAGGCGUAACUCUCCAGCUUUCCUUUCCACGGAUCUUGGAGAUGAAGAUGUUGGCUUAACACCUCCAACACCACGUAUGAGACAAUCUAAGUUUACUGAAGAGGGAAUGUUUGGUAAUGAAGACAGCUUUAGACAACUUGUAUCACCGUCUCCCAUUCCAGCACCAAGAGAGUCCGAAAAUAAUUUUGAUAGUAAUGAAUUGAAUAAUCAAAGUGAUACAAGGACACCAAACUCUUCAACCCCAACAACAGUGUGUUCAGAAAAUAAUGCAUUGGCAACUCAGAAUGCUGGUGUGUCCAGUUUGGAUAACUAUGUUCAUCCACUCACAGGAAAAUUACUGGAUCCAAAUUCUCCUUUAGCCCUUGCCCUUUCUGCCAGAGACAGAGCCAUGAAAGAGCAAACCCAACAAAUUCCAGGGAAAGGAGAAUCAGGUAAAGCAGACCUUAACAAACCCCUUUAUAUAGACACAAAGAUGCGGUCCAACAUUGAAACCACAUUUCCAGUGACAGCUACAAUUGCUAGGCAAAAUACACGUGGUCCACUAAGGAGGCAGGAAACAGAAAACAAAUAUGAGACAGAUAUGGUUAAGGAGAGGAGACCUGAAGAAAAGAAGAAUAUGCUGAUAAAUAUUGUUGAUACCUCACAACAGAAGUCAGCUGGCUUGCUCAUGGUUCAUACAGUAGACACAGCACAACCCAAUGAUGUCCCUGAAAAUGAAGAAGGAAGAGCUGAGAUAGAUGUGAAUAUUGAACAUCCUUUGCCAGAUGCACAGCCAAGUACAGAUGCAGCAGAAAGUGGACUAGAUGAUGCUGGCGUGCCAGAGCCACCUGCAUCUCCCUGCAAAACUGUUGCAACAGUUGGCUCUGUAGAGGAUCCUAUCAUUUUGCCAUUUCGUAUCCCUCCACCUCCUUUAGCAUCUGUUGAUCUCGAUGAAGAUUUUAUCUUUACUGAGCCAUUACCACCUCCUUUGGAAUUUGCUAACAGUUUUGAUAUCCCUGAUGACCGUUCAGUUCCAGGUUCUGCGCUAACAGACUUGCUCAAACAAAGAAAGAAUGGAACUUCAUCUGCUUCAUUUAACCCACUUCAGUCCUCAAAUUCAACAGACAGUAAGAAACCAAUGGGUCUUUCAAACUGUUUACCUGCCUCAUUUUUACCACCCCCUGAAAAUUUUGAUAAUGUCACCGACUCUGGGAUUGAAGAGGUGGACAGUCGAAGCAGUAGUGAUCAUCACCUAGAGACAACCAGCACUAUCUCAACUGUGUCCAGCAUCUCUACCUUGUCCUCUGAAGGUGGCGAGAACUUGGAUACUUGUACAGUCUAUGCAGAUGGGCAAACAUUUCUGGUGGACAAACCCCCAGUACCUCCUAAGCCAAAAAUGAAGCCCAUAAUCAACAAAAGCAAUGCACUUUACAAGGAUGCGCUAAUUGAAGAAACUGUAGAUAGUUUUGUUAUUCCUCCACCGGCUCCACCUCCACCUCCUGUUAGCGCACAACCUAACAUGGCUAAAAUUGUACAGCAAAGGACCUCUAAGCUAUGGGGUGAUGUAACAGAAGUUAAAAGCCCAGUUCUCUCAGGCUCAAAGGCUAAUGUCAUUAGUGAACUGAAUUCAAUACUCCAGCAAAUGAAUAGAGACAAAUCCUCAAAGCCAGGGGAAGGACUGGAGUCACCUACUGGAACAAAACCUGCAAGUCUUAGUACAAGGAGCACAGAAGUCAUGAGCACUGUCUCAGGUACUCGAAGUUCAACCAUCACUUUUACUAUCCGGCCUGGAACUAGCCAGCCAAUCACACUACAGAGCAGAUCCCCAGACUAUGAUAGUAGGACAUCAGGAGCAAGAAAUGCUCCAAGUCCAGUGGUUUCACCAACCGAGAUAAGUAAAGACAUCAUGCCAGCUCCUCUGACUGCUGCUGCUCCAGUUGCAUCUCCCUCUCCAACUCUUUCUGAUGUUUUUAGCCUACCCAGCCAGCCUCCUUCUGGGGACCUCUUUGCUUUGAACACAGGGCGCAGCAGGUCUCCUUCUCCCUCAAUAUUGCAACAACCAAUCUCAAAUAAGCCUUUUACAACUAAGCCUGUCCACCUGUGGACUAAACCAGAUGUGGCAGAUUGGUUGGAAAGUUUAAACUUAGGUGAACAUAAAGAGACUUUUAUGGAUAAUGAAAUAGAUGGCACUCACUUACCAAACCUCCAGAAGGAAGACUUGAUAGACCUUGGAGUUACUAGAGUUGGCCACAGAAUGAAUAUAGAAAGAGCUUUGAAACAGCUAUUGGACAGAUAAGAUUGACUAUUCUUGCCUCACAAACUUUUGUUAUAAAUAGAGAUGGGCUGGUACUGAAACACCCCAAUUGCCUUGCUACCCACAAGUACCACCAAGUUAAAGUAUCUAUAGCUUCUGGUACUUGGCAGCAUAGAAGUUAAUGUCCAGGAGAAAAUUCUGAAUUACAUUAAUGGGACCAUGUAAUUCAAGACGGAGGAAGGAAGAAGGUGGGAAGAGAGAAUAAAAAUAAAGAAAAAAUUCAAACUUAGAACUGUAUAAACUGUCACUGUAUCCAAAUUGUUGAUAAAAUUCCCAUUUUUGUAAAGGGGAGGGA